This is a messenger RNA of Vigna unguiculata (cowpea), 1081 nucleotides long. RefSeq names its product expansin-A23-like. Gene Ontology annotation, cellular component: extracellular region. Gene Ontology annotation, biological process: plant-type cell wall organization. The record is from RefSeq and is a predicted model, not a curated record. Lineage: Eukaryota; Viridiplantae; Streptophyta; Magnoliopsida; Fabales; Fabaceae.
UUCUCUCACCUAUAAAUACACCUCUUUUUCGUUCAUCAAACUUAAGCUCCCACUUCAUCUUCUUCAUCUCCUUCUUCUUCUGAAACACUCAUGGUGAUGGCUUUGUCUAAGAGUUUGGUUCCUUUGGUCCUUUUAAUGGUUCUCUCUGUACCAGCUUUCUCACUUCACAGUAAAUGGCAUCAUGCCCCUGCAGUUCACAAUAAAUGGCAUCAUCCCCCUGCAGUUCACAGUAUAUGGCAUAAUGCCCGUGCAACUUUCUAUGGUGACAUGCAAGGUGGAGAAACCAUGCAGGGAGCUUGUGGUUAUGGUGAUCUGUUCCAGCAAGGUUACGGGCUUGAAACCGCAGCCCUAAGCACAGCACUGUUCAACAAUGGCCUGAGUUGUGGUGCAUGUUUUGAGAUCAAGUGUGUGAACGAUCCUCAAUGGUGCAUUCCCAAUGCAGGCUCAAUCAAAAUAACUGCAACAAAUUUCUGUCCACCCAAUUACUCCCCACCGAAUUUCGACCACUGGUGCAACCCUCCACAGAAACACUUCGACUUGUCCAUGAAAAUGUUCACCACCAUUGCCGCAUACAGAGCUGGGAUCAUCCCGGUGAAGUAUCGCAGAGUGCCAUGCACCAAAACUGGCGGUGUCAGGUUCCAAACUGCAGGGAACCCUUAUUGGCUUCUGGUUUUGGUGUACAACGUUGGCAAUGCCGGUGAUGUUCAUGAGGUCAGCAUCAAGGGAUCUGAUGGUGUGUGGAAAUCCAUGUCUAGGGUUUGGGGACAGAAUUGGUUGACCGGAGAAAACUUGGUCGGAAAAUGUUUGUCCUUUAAGGUGGGUACCAGUGAUGGAAAAGUGGUGGAGUUCGACGAGGUUGCACCUUCUUAUUGGCAAUUUGGGCAGAGCUACGAAGCCAGCAGAAAUUUUUAGGUGUAUUGUUCUUGGAUUUGGUAACAUUGCAUUCUGACGUGAGAAUUAGGACUGUGAUGUUUCCAUUGUAAAAUUGUACUUUCGUAUGUUUCAAAAAUAAACUCUUACCAAAUGCCUCAUUUUUAGAGAUGGCAUGGCAAGCAAAUAAACGUGUAUCUUUUGGUAUUAA